Molecule: messenger RNA, 1830 nt
Organism: Penicillium waksmanii
Lineage: Eukaryota; Fungi; Ascomycota; Eurotiomycetes; Eurotiales; Aspergillaceae
Exons: 3
Coding region: 1-1830 (609 amino acids)
Source: RefSeq, a predicted model, not a curated record
AUGAUAUCGACUACCCUCAUGACUUUCUUACUAAAUACCAACCCCGAAACCCGGUCAGUCAAGCUACUAGGAUCAUGGGACAAUUUCACGAAGCAAUAUGUCAUGGAGAGAGAUAAGCGCGUCGGUGCGGGUCACUGGAAAGGAUGCCACACCUUCACCGAUAUCAUGGGCGAUGGCCCCGGAGGCUCGUCGGGUGAACAAUCCCAAUGGCGGACCGGUGGGCUUAAAAUGGGUGCUACGUACUGGUAUUAUUAUUUGCUGGAUGAUGACAUAGAAUCCAUUAAUGAAAACGAGCCUGUGACGACAAAAUGCCCCUUUCUCCCGGGACAGCCUGUGAAUGUAUUGAAUGUGCCUAUCGUUUUACCUGAUAGUCGAUCCCAUGGCCGCACUGGCAGCAACAGUUCGCAAAAGGCCGACUAUCGAACCAUGAACCCGGAGGACAAGUUUAUGAACCCACGCAGACCACCCCAACCGGUCCCUGCACGCCUGCAAACUGCCAUACCUCGCAACCAGCCACUGGCUGUACAUUCGCAAAGUACCUCGCCAAUUGCCGGAAUGGUGCAUAGGAGUGCAUCACAGCCAGGCAGCGCCAGGGGCUACCACUCAAAGGACGCACGCUCUGCCUCCCCACCACGAGCUCGCGCUCUUCUUGCAGCAUUUCGGCCUGCCAACGGGGCAGAAGGUCAAGGACAGAUCUCACCUUUGCCAAGAUCUAAGACGGUCAACGGAGUUCUCCGACAUGACGGGGCCACUGGUGAUCGCCGAAAGGUUCCCGGAAUUAACGUCAACACUGGAGCCGCCUCCCCGGUAGCGAAAAUCCCCGAGUUCUCGACAAUCCAAAGUCGCCGGGCGCUUAAAGCAAAGGGCGGCGAUGCCCAGGCACUAAAUCUACUAACGGUGCAGACACGCCCUCAGCCUCGCAAGCCAAGCCCCUCAAGAGGUGCGGCAGCAGGUAACAAUCUGGGAACAGUGGAUGAAACACGUGCGCUCAAGGACGCUCUGGAGUUCAUCGCAAGCAAUCCGGGUAGUGAUCAAACUACGCCUACCGGAAAGGAUGUCGGUGACAAGAGACUGCCAACGCUUCCCAACACACCUUCUUCUGUGAUGGACGAGGCCGUACGUGAGAUUGAUGAUCACGACAGAGUCAUGGAUUCAGAGGUUCAGCGCAGCCACUUUUCUAGCAUGACAGCAACCACGGCAGACGAUGCCACCAACUCACGUUUCGUUCCUGAGCGAAGUCGCUUCUCUGAAUGGAGCACCGACACCGAUACUGAAGCCGAAGACAAUUCACCCGAGUCAAUGAUCUCCGCGUCCACAUUCAAUCAAGACACCAACGAGUCGCCAGCCGUAGAUGACUGGAGAACGCCAGAAUUGUCGUCCAAUGACGCAAUGACCAACACCGAUCCCAACACCCCCCAUCUCACUGUUCACUCUAAACCAUCAUCACCAAACUCCGCUUCCGGCGAGCUCCCGCCAUGGAACGAGUCACUUCCCGAGCUCGCCAUCUCUUUGGCAUCUCCUGGUCUCCAAGGCUCUGGCUUGGGGAUUGAUCAAAUGGACGAGGUUGAAAGCAACCCCAAGCGUCACGCAGCCCUCUUUGGCGCAAUCGAAUCGAUGGAAGCCCUCUCUUUGUCGCGCAGAAGUCCCGACGGGUCUCCAAUUAUUCUCCCAGAAAGGGAAAGCCAGCAUCAUCGGGAUGCUCUCGAGAGAGUCCGAUCUCGAUCUCGGGAUGGCUCCUCCCAGGGCAAGAGAACCAUGCAGGAGCUGAUGGAUGAACUCAGCUAUCUCAAGAACAUGAUCCAGUCCGACAUGGAUGGAGAACCUUUCUAA